UGGUGAAAAUAGCCAAAACUGAAUUUCGUCGCACGUAAGAAUGACGAUGUUCAAGACAAGCACGUAUGGCUGGCAUAAGUGGCUCUAAAAGCUCAGGCUCCUUUAGUUUACACAGGAAACGUAGAGUUGAGCCGCGUAGAAAUUCAUUGGGAUGUUGCAAGUCUUUGCGGUAUGCAUCACACACCAAUAUCAUUUCUUGCAAAAGUUUGCCAUCUGCUGAAGUUUUCGGCACUAUCUCCCAGAAGAUGAGUAAUAGUUUUUUGAUUUGAUGAUUCUGUACCGGAAGCACGAAUCUGAUGAUAGUCAUUAUCAGACCAGAUAAACGUUCCCCGUUCAACAACAUUUGUAUAACUUUUUUCAAAGUCUCGAUUUUCAUAUUGGUAUCUCCCUUUUCGAGGUCUUGUUUAAGUUGCAUCUCGUUUGGUACCUCGAUGUCCGGCGAGUUGAUGAUUGUAUAGCAAGGUCCCUCGGCCAACGCCAUGUUUGUUACACAAAUUUAUCUAAUGCUUUUUUCUGCACUUAUUUGAAGAAUAAAUUCAAAUGGAUAUGAUUUGUAAAAUUCGUGCACAAAUAUUGAAAACACUGAAAUAUUGUUUAGAUUACACAAAUUCUAUUUGAUUUUAUAAUUUUCAAGAAAACAUGUAUUGUGGAAAUACAAUUGACGUGUCAAAUCCUCAGCUAAUAUUGUGCUUCUUCUUCUGCGAACAUUUACAAUCGACUAUGACAUCUGCUAAGUGGCAUUGCCAACUUCGAUGAACUUGUCAGAAUUUGUAACGUCAGAUGACGCUCCAGUUUGUUUACUGUUCAAUUGUUGAUUUUAUUUGUUUUUGUUUGAUAGUAGUUAGUGUAGUUUGGCUUGGACACGACAUCAAAUAAGCUUUCCUAUCUACGACAACUGUGGAUGUAGGUUUCUAAUAUAGAGUUUAUUGGAUUUUUCUAUGAGCUAUACGAAACGCAGAGAAAAAAUGGGGCGCACGAUACAUAUUCAUCGAGUGCCCGCUUCCAUUGUCCUCAUCACGAUAACACUUAUUAUAGUGUAUUUCGUAAAUUUCCAUGAGGACGAACGGCCUGCUGUCUAUGGUUUGCUACGUAAUCAAAAUAAGGUGAAUUUACGCAAGCUACUGAUUGGUGCGAUACAGGCAGCACAACGAGGUGGCUUGGAAGUCCUGGACGUAGCUCAAUCGCGAAAUUUAAGAGAACGUAGUAAAGGUAAAACAGACGAGGGUGCAAACGACCCAUUUACGGAUGCGGAUGAACGUUCUCAUUGUGUUAUGAAAGAAGGGAUACAUCGAAUUUUUCCCCGAGUUAAAAUAUACUCUGAGGAAGACAAAGAAAGCUGCAGCGAUGUAAAUACUUUCGAUUUAGAUCCAACAGUACUGCACGAAACAGCCAACUUGCCCAAUGAAUUGGUUGAUAUAAAAGAUGUCACAGUAUGGAUUGAUCCUCUAGAUGCAACUCAAGAAUUUACAGAAAAACUUUAUCAAUACGUCACGACCAUGGUGUGUGUAGCAGUGAGAGGAAAGCCUAUUAUCGGCGUUAUACACAGUCCGUUUAUAGGACAAACUGCGUGGGCUUGGGUGGAUCAUUCAAUGUCUGAAUAUUUAGCAUCCAUACACCCUGUUAAUCCAGACACUUCAAAACCACUUAUAACGGUAUCACGUUCUCACGCAGGUAGCGUAAAAGAUUUAACACGCAAUGUUUUUGGUGAAGGGUCAGAGAUCUUAACGGCUGCCGGCGCUGGUUAUAAAGUUCUACAAGUAUUAUCCAACAAUGCUACGGCGUAUUUACAUUCCACGAAGAUAAAAAAAUGGGAUAUUUGCGCGGGAGAUGCUAUUUUAAAUGCACUUGGCGGAGUUAUGACGAAUCUUAACGACGAGCUGAUUGAUUAUGGGCCAGAAGGUUCACCAGUGAAUGAUCAGGGAUUACUAGCCACGCUUAAAAACCAUGAUGAGUACAUGGAAAAAUUGAUGAAAUAUCGAAAGAGCCACACUCCGCCUGCACUCAGAUAGUUAGAAAGUUAUUGGUAUAAAGAUUUAGAAAAUAGGUAAAAAGCUCAGGCUGUUAUUUUUAGGUUAUAUUAUAUAUAUCGUGUAAUAAUAUAACUGUUUUUGUACUCAUACUAAGUGUUCAUGUGUUUUAAAACAGUAAACGUGGGAAUAAAAAACGAUGUGUGUUUUCAACAAAAAA
Bactrocera oleae (olive fruit fly) is the source of this 2187-nucleotide messenger RNA. Its product is annotated as putative inositol monophosphatase 3. Gene Ontology annotation, molecular function: 3'-nucleotidase activity. Gene Ontology annotation, cellular component: endomembrane system. Gene Ontology annotation, biological process: phosphatidylinositol phosphate biosynthetic process. The record is from RefSeq and is a predicted model, not a curated record. NCBI's taxonomy places the organism in Eukaryota, Metazoa, Arthropoda, Insecta, Diptera, Tephritidae.